Balaenoptera musculus (blue whale) is the source of this 2150-nucleotide messenger RNA. RefSeq names its product malate dehydrogenase 2 (gene MDH2). The record is from RefSeq and is a predicted model, not a curated record. Gene Ontology annotation, molecular function: L-malate dehydrogenase (NAD+) activity. NCBI's taxonomy places the organism in Eukaryota, Metazoa, Chordata, Mammalia, Artiodactyla, Balaenopteridae. Gene Ontology annotation, biological process: malate metabolic process; tricarboxylic acid cycle. Bases 116 to 1132 code for a protein of 338 amino acids. Gene Ontology annotation, cellular component: cytoplasm; mitochondrion. The transcript is spliced from 9 exons.
UCGCGAGGCCAGGUGGAGCAGAGCCGGGAGGUCCGGUGCAGCGUGGAGGUCGUUGGAGACAGUGUCCUGCUGCCAGCUCCUUCGCCGGCCAGUCCGCGCCCCGCCCGUCUCAGCCAUGCUCUCCGCCCUCGCCCGGCCUGCCAGCGCCGCUCUCCGCCGCAGCUUCAGCACCUCUGCCCAGAACAAUGCUAAAGUAGCUGUGCUGGGGGCUUCCGGAGGAAUCGGGCAGCCGCUUUCACUUCUGCUGAAGAACAGCCCCUUGGUGAGCCGCCUGACCCUCUACGAUAUUGCUCAUACACCCGGAGUGGCCGCCGAUCUGAGCCACAUAGAGACCAGAGCGACGGUAAAAGGCUACCUCGGACCUGAGCAGCUGCCAGACUGCCUGAAGGGCUGCGAUGUGGUGGUGAUCCCAGCGGGAGUCCCAAGAAAACCAGGCAUGACCCGGGAUGACCUGUUCAACACCAAUGCCACAAUUGUGGCCACCCUGACUGCUGCCUGUGCCCAGCACUGCCCCGAGGCCAUGAUCUGCAUCAUUGCAAAUCCGGUUAACUCCACCAUCCCAAUCACAGCAGAAGUUUUCAAGAAACACGGAGUGUACAACCCCAAUAAAAUAUUUGGGGUGACAACCCUGGACAUCGUCCGAGCCAACACUUUUGUUGCAGAACUGAAGGGUUUGGACCCGGCUCGCGUCAACGUUCCUGUCAUUGGCGGCCAUGCUGGGAAGACCAUCAUCCCCCUGAUCUCUCAGUGCACCCCCAAGGUGGACUUCCCCCAGGACCAGCUGACCACCCUCAUCGGGCGGAUCCAGGAGGCCGGCACGGAGGUGGUCAAGGCUAAGGCCGGAGCAGGCUCUGCCACCCUAUCCAUGGCGUAUGCUGGAGCCCGGUUUGUCUUCUCCCUCGUGGAUGCGAUGAACGGAAAGGAAGGAGUUAUCGAAUGUUCCUUCAUUAAGUCCCAAGAAACGGACUGUCCGUAUUUCUCCACACCGCUGCUGCUGGGGAAAAAGGGCAUCGAGAAGAAUCUAGGCAUUGGCAAAAUCUCCCCUUUCGAAGAGAAGAUGAUCGCCGAGGCCAUUCCUGAGCUGAAAGCCUCCAUCAAGAAAGGAGAGGAGUUUGUGAAGAACAUGAAGUGAGAAGGUGGUUAACGAGCAGGCCGUUUCCGUAACUUACGAAGGCGUCAGGUCACCGUAAAGCCACUUCAGACACCGUUGUCUUUUCAAUUUGCUUUGAUGAUGAGUAUUGUAUUAACGAACUACCCCUUCCAAAUCUCGGGUCAGUCUGUCGGUGCAUCAAUAAAAGCAGGCUUUGAUUUUCUUUUUUCAAGGUCUCCAAUUAAAUACUGUGCUUUCAGAACCCCGUUGGAACUGACUGCAGAGUGUGUGUCAGGCAUCUCUUCCCCCCGAGUCAGAACUAGGGGUUAUUUAAAAAGUAGACUGAAACGUCAUGGUCUCAUCCGUAGCUUCAAGUCUGUAAUCUUCAUCAGUAAGUGCUUCUCCCAGCCCUGCUCUUUGCACCAUCGUGUCCCUCAGGUGUGUGAGCUGAAGGAAGGGCCAGCUUGGGUCUGAUUCCUCGGUGUCCUCGCGCCUGUGCGGGUGGCAGCUCAGUGGCCGACGCUGGGCCGCUGUCUUCUGUCCCGGGUUCUUUCUGUGUGGUUUUCCUGGCCAAGCAAACAGCACCACUGGCUGGAUUUCGUCCUCUUCUGAUCGAGCCCUGAUACUCAGUGGCAAUGACUAGUCAAAGCCAGAAUUGUGAGGAGGGCUGGGCAGGGGCAGGAACAACCAAACCAAAACACCAGCUGCAGCCACAGGGCUGAGGACACAGGGGAGGUGGCUUCGUGUCUUCAUCAGUGGCCAGAAGGGACUUCGUUGCAUUAGCUGGGCUUAGGAUACACGUGGGGAAUUAAAGGGAGACCUGAUUCCCUUCGGGUACAGUUUGCUCCCCAGAAGCCGUGGCCUCUGAAGUGGAAACUGAGAGCUCAAUACCUGAGAAAGAACUUUCUGACAACAGGUGAUGACCUUCCAGUGAAAGGGCAGGUGGUGAUCGAGCUACACCCAGUAGACAGAGACCCAUUUAUCUGCAGCUUUUUUUUUUUUUUUAACUAAAACUGAAGUGGAUUUUAUCAAGUAUGACAUCAUUGUUUUCUUAUAUAAG